Molecule: messenger RNA, 3001 nt
Organism: Megalobrama amblycephala (Wuchang bream)
Lineage: Eukaryota; Metazoa; Chordata; Actinopteri; Cypriniformes; Xenocyprididae
Gene: vps52
Product: VPS52 subunit of GARP complex
Exons: 20
Coding region: 211-2379 (722 amino acids)
Biological process (GO): endocytic recycling; Golgi to vacuole transport; lysosomal transport
Cellular component (GO): GARP complex
Molecular function (GO): syntaxin binding
Source: RefSeq, a predicted model, not a curated record
GCUAUGCAAAACAAUAUUUUAAACCGAUGACGUUUAAACAGAUAAAGCGCAGUUAUUGCUGUUUCGUAUGUUGUAGCAUAUAUUUAAGAGCUUUACUCUUUUGUAAAUAGCUUUCGUAUUAUAUUACACUGUGGAAUUUUUGGGGGGAAUUAAUGACGGGAGGGACUAAAAUACUGAACGGACGUGUAGUUUUUAAGAACUACAGACGCCAUGGCGGAGGCGCUGAUCACUGGAGCUGUUCAUAUAAACACACCUGCUGAUUCCGCGAGCGGUGCGAUGGCGUAUUUACAGCAUAAGAAGUCAGACUUUGAUGUGGUUCCUCCACUGAAUCUGGGUGAUCUGGACAUCACCACGGAUGAGUUCAUUCUGGAUGAGGUUGACAUUCACAUUCAAGCUAAUCUGGAGGAUGAUCUGGUGAAAGAGGCACUCAAGACGGGUGUGGAUUUGCGGCAGUACUCCAAGCAGGUGGAGACAGAGCUGCAGCGAAUUGAACAAGCAUCAAUCAAAGACUAUAUCAAAGAGAGUCAGAAUAUUGCCUCUUUACACAACCAGAUUACAGCCUGUGACUCAAUACUAGAGCGUAUGGAGGGCAUGUUGAGCAGUUUUCAGAGCGACCUGUCAUCCAUCAGCAGUGAGAUUCAGACACUGCAGCAGCAGUCAGUCAGUAUGAACAUGAGGCUGAAGAACCGUCAGGCCGUCCGCAGUCAGCUCAGCCAGCUGGUUGAUGAACUGGUCGUUCCCAGCACCAUGAUUACUGUGAUUCUGGACAGUCCUGUAACAGAGCAGGAUUUUUUGGAGCAACUUCACGAGCUCAAUAACAAGAUCAACUUUGCUAAAGAGCUCAGCUUCAGAGAGACCCUCGCCUGCUCUGAUAUACAGGACAUCGUAGAUCGUCUCAAAAUUAAAGCUGUCUCAAAAAUCCGUGAGUUCAUCCUACAGAAGAUCUACUCAUUCAGAAAGCCAAUGACCAACUACCAGAUCCCUCAGAACACACUACUAAAGUACAGAUUUUUCUAUCAGUUCCUGCUAGCCAAUGAGAGAACAGUUGCAAAGGAGAUCCGGGACGAGUAUGUGGACACCAUGAGCAAAAUCUACUUCAGUUACUUCAAGUCAUACAGCGGCAGACUGCUCAAAGUCCAGUACGAAGACGUUGCAGACAAGGAUGAUCUGAUGGGAGUAGAGGACACAGCCAAAAAAGGUUUUUUCUCCAAGCCUUCUCUCAAGAGUAGGAACACUAUUUUUACUCUUGGCCAGAGGGGGGAAGUACUGAGCCCUGCAGAGCUGGAGGGGCCCAUACUGAUCCCACACGCCGCCCAGAGAGGAGACUCCAGAUACCCGUAUGAAACUCUCUUCCGCAGUCAGCACUAUGCUUUGUUGGAUAAUGGCUGUCGAGAGUUCCUCUUCUUGUCUGACUUCUUCAUGGUGGCGGGAAAUUCUGCGUUGGAUUUAUUCAACAGCAUUAUGGGAAAAACGCUCAGCAUGUUCCUGAAGAAUCUGUCAACAUACUUGUCAGACUGCUAUGACAGUAUUGCCGUGUUUCUCUGCAUUCACAUCAUUCUGCGCUUCAGAGCCAUCACGGCCAAGAGGAACAUCCCUGCGCUUGACAAGUACUGGGAGGCUGUGCUAGAAUUGUUGUGGCCAAGAUUUGAGCUCAUUUUGGAGAUGAACAUCCAGAGCAUUCGAAACACUGACCCUCAGAAACUAGGUGUACUGGACACCAGACCACACUAUAUCACACGCCGGUAUGCUGAAUUCUCCUCUGCUAUUGUCAGCAUAAAUCAAACCUUUCCCAACGAGAGGACCAACACACUACUCGGACAGCUGCAGAUUGAGGUGGAGAAUUUUGUGCUGAAAAUGGCGGCUGAGUUUCCUUCUAGGAAAGACCAGCUCAUCUUCCUCAUAAACAACUAUGACAUGAUGCUUAGUGUGCUCAUGGAGAGAGCAGCUGAUGACAGUAAAGAGGUUGAGGGCUUUCAGCAGCUCCUACUGGCUAGAACACAGGAGUUUAUAGAGGAGAUUCUUUCAUCUCCGUUUGGAGGGAUGAUUGCAUUUGUGAAGGAGAGCGAGGCACUAAUAGAGAAAGGGCAACUUGAAAAACUCAAAAAUGAUGAAGCUCGUAUCACUCAGUUGGUGCGGGGUUUCUCCAGCACAUGGAAGCAGUCUGUGGAGGCCCUGAGUCAGGAUGUGAUGCGUUCAUUCACCAACUUUAAAAAUGGAACCAGCAUAAUUCAGGGAGCAUUGACCCAGCUCAUCCAGUACUAUCAUGGUUUCCAUAAGGUCCUCUCCCAGCCAACAUUCCGCAGUCUGGCAGUGCGCUCUGAGCUCAUAAACCUCCAUCAUCUGAUGGUGGAAGUCAAGAAACACAAACCAAACUUUUGAACUCACACAUAAGUCAUCAGCACUUAUUGGCCACAAGACUGUCAAGAAUCAUUUGCUUUAGUUGCCAAAAAAAAAAAAAAAAAAAAAAAACAUUCUUUGGGAGUACCUACGAACAUACACAUUCAUAAAACAAGUAAAAUGUAAACUGUAAAAAUGAAGACUAGAAAAUCUGUAUUGGAUGGUGAUUUGUCUUCUGUCACUGGCAGAAGUUUUUAACUUGUGAACUUAAGCAAAACAAUAAUGCUAACUUUUUUCCUAAACAGGUAAAUAUAUCUUGUCCUAAAGAUUUUCUGGAAAACAAGGCAGAGAUAUUAAAAGUAUGAAAUUUUGCAGUUUAAAGCUAAAACUAGAACAUGAUUUUUAAAGGCUGAUUUUCAUAGAUUGUGAAUAUAAACAAUCAUCUAGUUUGAGCACUAAUCUAAUUAUUUGCUCAGUCUGUUUUAAAGUUUGCUGAUAAUUUGAUUUGUUUUUGUGUUCACUAUUUAAAUGCAUUAUUGGCCUGACAACAGAUCUAAAAAUGUCUUUUGGUUUUCUCUGAAAAGUUUGUGUAGUCCUAUGCACUAUUAUCAUAUUGGCAAACAAAGGCAUUCAAUGUCUCAGAAUAAAAGAUAUUAGAUCAAAA